ACUUCCGCUUCUGCUUCUCCCCAGCCUGUGGCGUUGCUAACAGCCUCCUGGACCCUUUUGGUCCGCAUCUUUCUCUGCUCCGCUCCUUCAGACGCUGCCAGGGCCGAGAGCUCUGUGUCCGUCCUGAUCCAGGGUGAGGGGAGCCCAAAGGACGGGUGAGCAGAGAGUGCGCAGCGCCCGGAGACUCUAGGACCGGAGCAGAGAGAAUCCAGAGGGGCCGCAGUGCAGCCAGGAGAAAUCUGCGCAUGUGCCGGCCGCCUCCGCGCCCCGCCUCCUGCGCGAGCGCAGGUUCCAAUUGGUCAGAACUGGCGGGGGCGUGGCCUUGGAGCCAAUCAGCGGUGUGGGCCUGGGGUCGGGGCGGAGCAUGCUGCUGGGGCGUGGGGGCCCGAGAAGGGUGUCUUUGGGCAGCAGCCUCCUGCGGGAAGACUUCGCGUGCUCUCUUCCUUAGACUGAGCUGCGGGCCCUAUUCUCUCCUCCGCGACCCAGCGUCUGCUCUGCUCCCGAGAGAUGCCGACCUGGGGUGGGGGGCUGCGGGUUCGAGGCCCGGCCCUUCACGCCCUUUGUCUCCCCAGAUCCCCCCGCCCCGAAGCCUGGAGGAGCCAGAGAUGGUGGGCCCCGUGCACCCGGCAGCCCGGGCCCCCCAGGAGUCAGUGACAUUCACGGAUGUGGCUGUGGACUUCACUUGGGAGGAAUGGGGGCACCUGGAUGCAUUUCAGAAGGAGCUGUACAAGGACGUGACGCUGGAGAACUAUAGGAACUUGGUGUGCCUGGGGCUUGCCGUGUCCAAACCAGACGUGAUCUCCCAGUUGGAGCAAGGGGAAGCACCUUGGAUACCAGAGGGAGAAAGCCCAAGGUGCAGGUGUGCAGACUGGGAGACUAGGCCCGAAACUCGAAAGCUGAACAUUUCCAUGGGCAUGUCAUCUCGGGAAAGACCCCCAAGGGAUGGUGCCUGUGUCACCAGGUUGGGAGAAACCAAGUUAGAGAGGCAGGAAAGUCAUGAAGAGAAAUAUUCUCAGCAAGUAAAAAUCACCCAGAGAAAUUCUUUGAAUACCGUAAAAGGCCAUAGAUAUAAUGGAUGUAGUAGAAACUUCAGCUUAGGGACAGCCCCUUCUUCACAGCUGGGAGAACAGAUAGCGAAGAGUCUCCAUAAAUGUGACAGAUAUGGAAAGAGCCUCAGACUAAAUGCAGACCUAAGCAAAUGCAACAGAAACUGCUUGAAGAAGACAUUUUCUAAGAAUGGUGAAUAUGAGAAGUCCUUCAGUUGUAAUUCUGAUGUUAUUGAAUAUCAUAGAAUUUGUACUGAAAAGAAACUUCAUGAAUAUAGUGAAGGUGGGAGCACCAUAUGCCACAGUUCGUCCAUUAUUUCAUAUCAGAGAGUUCACCUUGGAAGGAAAUUCUGUAAGACUGAUAAAUGGGGAAAGGCCUUUCCUCAGAACAUACAACUUCUUGAACAUCAGAAAACUGAUACUAGAAAAGAAAUGUAUAAAUGUAAUGAAUGUGGGAAGGCCUUUGGCCAGAGUGCACAUCUCGCUCGACAUGAGAGAAUUCAUUCAGGAGAGAAACCUUAUGGAUGUAAUGAGUGUUGGAAGGCUUUCAGCCGGAGGUCACAUCUUAUUGAACAUCAGAGAACACAUACUGGAGAGAAACCUUAUGAGUGUAAUGAAUGUGGGAAGGCCUUCAUCCGAGGCACACAUCUUACUUUACAUCAGAGAACGCAUAAUGGGGAGAAACCUUAUGAGUGUCAUGAAUGUGGGAAGGCUUUCCCUCAGAGCAUACAACUUCUUGGACAUCAGAGAAUUCAUACUGGAGAGAAACCUUAUGAAUGUAAUUACUGUGGGAAAACUUUUAGACAUAGCUCAUCCCUUAAUUCCCAUCAUAGGAUUCAUACUGGAGAGAAACCUUAUGAAUGUAAUGAAUGUGGGAAGGCUUUUAAACACAGCUCAUCCCUUACUUACCACCAUAGAAUCCAUACUGGAGAAAAACCAUAUAUAUGUAAUGAAUGUGGUAAGGCCUUCCCCCAAAGCAUACAACUUACUGAACAUCAGAGAAUUCAUACAGGAGAGAAACCUUAUGAAUGUUAUGAAUGUGGGAAGACUUUUAGCCGGAGAACACAGCUUACUCGACACCAGAGAAUUCAUACUGGAGCUAAACCUUAUGAAUGUAAUCAGUGUGGUAAGGCCUUUUGUCAGAAGGCACAGCUUAGUAAACAUCAACGAAUUCAUAGUCAAGAAAAACCUUAUGAAUGCAGUGAAUGUGGAAAGGCUUUUAGAUAUACCUCUUCACUUACAUCUCAUUAUAGGAUUCAUACUGGUGAGAAACCUUAUCAAUGUAAUGAAUGUGGGAUGACCUUUGGCUGGAACACACAGCUUAGUAAACACCAACGAAUUCAUACUGGAGGAAAAUCUGUGUUCUCUACCUAAUGUUCUUAGCUUCUACCACAAACAGAAGCUAGGGCUUUUUUUCUUUUUUAUGCCCACUGAUUUUAGAGAUAAAAUAUUAAAGUAAAGGACCUUAUAGAGCAUCUCUUCCAACCUUCCAUUAUGCAGAUGAAAAAACUGAGACCCAGAACACAAAAUUAAAACCAAGGGCACAUAGAAAGGUAGAGUUAGACCCAGGAGUAACACCUAAGUUUCCUGAUUCAUAGCAGUGGCUUUUUUUUAAGUGUUUCAUCCUGAUUGGGAGGUAUGCAGUCCUUUUACUAGUCAUUGAUGUCCCACUGUGGUGACUGUUUCCACAAUCCGGCUAGCAGCUUCUGUGGGGGUGUAAGAUCCACCCACAGCC
Messenger RNA from Trichosurus vulpecula (common brushtail), 2781 nucleotides. Its product is annotated as zinc finger protein 883-like. The transcript has 4 exons. Lineage: Eukaryota; Metazoa; Chordata; Mammalia; Diprotodontia; Phalangeridae. The coding region runs from base 246 to 2420 and encodes 724 amino acids. The record is from RefSeq and is a predicted model, not a curated record. Gene Ontology annotation, biological process: regulation of DNA-templated transcription.